GUUUGAUUUCGGCUCUUUUCGGAGAGCUUCGCGGGUCAACAACCAAUCCAAUGGAGGAAAUUUUCUCCGACUUCUUUCAAUAAAUGGCGAAGUUGUGUUUGUCAAGAUAGGUUUGUUUACUGUGAAAUAUCGCCAAUAUUUAAUUACAAUCAAGAGUUUGGCGUGUGUUCAGAGGUAGAUGAAGGAUUUAGCAUGUCUCGCAACCACAAGGACAAGUAUGAAAACUGUAAUCCGCGUCGUGCACACACCAUCAUGUCCGCGGAGGACGCAGCUGCUGGAAAGAAAUCUCAUUGGCCGGAACUGGAGAUAACAGGGACUAUCCGGAAUUUAAGCCCAAAUUUGUGGCAGCUCACUCAUCUCACUUCUUUGUACCUGAAUGACAACUGCCUUUCUCGCAUCCCGCCGGACAUCUGUCGUCUGGUGAACCUGCGCGCGCUCGACCUGUCCAGCAAUAAGCUGCGCAGCCUGCCUGCUGAGCUGGGCGAGCUCAUCUACCUCAGGGAGUUACACCUGAAUAAUAACUUGCUGCGGGUGCUACCAUAUGAACUUGGCAAGCUAUUCCAGCUGCACGUCUUGGGGCUGGCAGGCAAUCCACUCAGCAAGGAAAUCCUGGCGCUGUAUGGAGAGCCUAAUGGUACCCACAAGCUGCUCACUUACAUGUUGGACAACUUGCAAGGACCAGAUCCCAAUCAGGCACAACAACCUAUAUUGGUGUGCACUGCCCAUAUUCAUUGGGACCCCGAGUUCUGUGAUGUGAAGCUCAUCCAAACUAUGAUGCUGAGCAAUGAGCUGAGAGGCAUUUUGGACCAGGAAGCUGCAAACCUUCAAGGUGUGAUAGAGUUCCUGACAUCUGGACGUGUGCCUGCAGACCACAAGGACUUCAAGUUUGAUUUCAAGGGUAUAAUUGACUAUAUCUUCUAUUCGAAGAACAGUAUGACACCGUUGGGAUUACUGGGGCCGCUUGCUCCUGAAUGGUUGAGGGAAAACAAGGUGGUGGGUUGUCCACAUCCUCAUGUACCCUCAGAUCAUUUUCCUCUGCUGGUGGAGCUUGAGAUGAUCCCCACAGUGCCACCAGCCAGCAAUGGGCUGACAGUGCCCCGCAGGUAGCGUCCGCCCACGCGGCUGCCCGCAGCGCCCACUCAUGCCCGGACGCACAUGGCCUGACGGACCACUUCUGCUGUCUUGACACACGUCUCAAUGUGUGGUGAGCAUCUGCGCUGCUGCUGCCGCCAGCAGACUACGGGACUCAGCAAAUCAUUGUACAAUAAGUGAAACAUCUUUUGCAUUAUAUUUUUUUAUUUAAUGUCAGUGAAGUUUAUUUAUAAUUGUCGAUAUCAGUGAGGUGGAUAUGUGUCAUGCUGAGUGAGAAUUAGAGUGCUAGGGAGGCAAGUGAGCCCUGUCCUCCUCCCUCUCCUCUUGGGACAAUCCCUUGCACAAUCCAGCAGUCACCAAAUCUAGUUUGCCAGUAUACUGUUUACUGUAUGUAAGUAGAAUCAUGCUUGAAAAUAUCAAUGCGCUAGUUAAUACAGAAUGUUUCCCCACUGCCUCGUGGUUCAAUGCCUGUCUUGUACUUUACUUUCUUUAUUUUUAUUUUAUUUUUAUUUUUUUCCUAUCUGUAUAUUUGGUAAUUUUUAAGCUGUCAAGCAUGGCGUAUGACUUUUAUGGAUUAUUGCUAUGUAAAUAAAUGGUUCAGUUUUAAAUGUUUAUGAAUGAAAUGUACAAAAGUGGGAAACGUGAGGCUUCAUUGUGAGACUGGCCUCUUGCUUUUAUAUUCUACAAGAAGUGCCACAACUUCCUCAGGCCGGGUAGUGCAUUUUCAGGGUAUAGAAAUCCUGUAAGUCCUGUUUUUCUCUCUAGAUGUAUCUAAUUUUCGAAUGACUAUUGUAACAGGAUGACCUGGUAUUCUCACUUUUAUUCAGAAUGACCAUUGGAUCAUUGAUGGUCACAAAAAUUAAUAAAUGCCUGGUGUGCCUCCCGGUUUCUAUGUAGCAGAGUAGUGUGUUUUGUUUGUGAUGAGUAGGACCAAUGGUGCUUAGAUAAAUGGUGUACAUGGUAGAUUAUUGCUACGAUUGGGGUUGGUAAGGUGGGAGCUUUGGUUUGGACCUUGCAGGCAGUAUAUCAUGUUCAACUAAGACAACCCCUUCAUUUCUCAGUAUUUUCUCAAUUUCCUGUAGCUGUGAGGUUGUAAUUUUUCUGGUUAUAUCUCCUGAAACACCUUUACAUUGUUCUAUCAAUCGCAAAGUUUUCAUAAAUUUGUUGUCAGAUCAGAAUAUUGAUCUGCACAAUUUGUUACAUAAGAGAGUGCAAUUAAUUUGUAAUGGUGAAGAGAUAUGAUCAGACAGGGACCUCUCCACAUGUAAGUGCUAGAUUGCAAAUCAGAUUAAAACAACAGUAUUCAAAAUUCUUCAAGUGUUUGCUAGUGUAUUUUUUAUGAUAUUGUGAUCAUUUUACCAAAGCAAUCAGAGUGAGCGACACAAAGAGUACAAAAUUCCAUUUGUUCACUAGAGUUAUGUCAAGUUAGUUUUCUUCAGACAGUGGUCAAAUAUUGAAUAGGACCAGUCAUCCCAGUCCAUGACAAUGCAAGUUGUUAUGUUUGCUAGGGCAGUUGCUUUGAAAUCUGGCACUUAGCUCUGUGUUCUCUAGUAUUAGAUGAAUGGGUUUCAGUCAAAAAUGUAUGCUGUUGUUUUCAUUGUGGUACAAAUUAGAGUACAGUUUGCUAUUUGUUUUUCUGUUUGGUGCACACUUCUCAUCUUUCACUGCAUUUUUAAAGACCCAGGCCACCCUGGGCAUUGUCCAAGUUUCCUGUGCGUGUGCACUUUGCAUCAUUGGGCAUGUGCACAUAUAUGGGCAGGAGAAAGUGUGCCUAGUGUGUGCGAGCAUGUAAGUGUGCAUGUGUGAAAGAAUGUGUGUGUGCCAGGUGGUGGCAUAGGCACUGCCAUAUGCUUCCAACCAGGGCAGGGUGCAAACUGUGCCAUGGUAUACACUGUGAAGGGAAACAUUAUCUUGUUUUCCAUCUGUCGCAGCUGUUAUCUGUAGAGAAAGGUUUUCACCUUCCUGGAGUACAUAGUGUUAUUUGUGCUUAAUGUUAUGUAAAAACUUUUGUAGCACUGCAAUAUUAUUUUAGAAUUUCUAUCAUACAAUGUGCAAGUUGAAUAAUGAAUGUUUUAAGAAAUGUGUACUUAAGAAUAAUUUAGAACCACUGCUCAAGAAGCAUCAGUUUCUUGUACAGUCUAACCUGUGUCAAGAAUAUAGAGACAAACCUAUAUGCAUGUCCAGUAUUGUAUCUUGGAGAGAAGACGGACUUCCCACUCAACAAGUCACAAAUCUCUUAUUUAAAUGCUCUGCAAGUCAGUAUUUUUGGAAUAUACAAAUCAUGAUUUUUAACUUACUCCUGCCAGGUACAGUGGAACCCCAUGUGUCAUUUUGUCUUUCACCUAAACAAAUAUUUUACUUGAACUCGCUUUUGAAACUGCCUUGUCUCUUUCUGUGAGAAAAUGAGUAUGUUAAAAAUUCAAAAUUAUCUUCAGAGGCCAUUUACAAACUGGGGUUGCACUGUAUGUGUGUUGAUGGGCAAGCAAAGAAGAUAUAUUUGUUAAAGGGAUAUCCAUUUUUAUUUAUUAAAAUCGGAAGUUAAUUACUCUUUGCUGUGUUUCAUUUAC
Molecule: messenger RNA, 3659 nt
Organism: Gryllus bimaculatus (two-spotted cricket)
Lineage: Eukaryota; Metazoa; Arthropoda; Insecta; Orthoptera; Gryllidae
Source: the annotation of a GenBank genome assembly